GUGGAAGUGACGCAGCGGUGGGCGCCAUGGCGGAGGCGGCGGGUGGGCCGCAGCCGGCUGACUGCCCAGGGAGCAGCAGCGCCGAGGCGGGCAGGGCCGCCGCGUGCCAGGGAUGCCCCAACCAGGGGCUCUGCGCUGCCGGCGCCGCCCCGGACGCGGCGGAGCUGUCGGAGCUGCGGUCGCGGCUGCGGGCGGUGAAGCACACGGUGCUGGUGCUCUCGGGGAAGGGCGGCGUGGGCAAGAGCACCUUCAGCGCCCUCCUGGCUCACGGGCUGGCGGCGGACGAGGCCAAGCAGGUGCGCGGGGCGGGCGGGCAGCACGGGGUAGGGCCGCGGCGGCCGCGCUCCGCUCGGACCCGCGGACUCGCUGUGGGUCUGCCGGAGCGUUCCAUGCGCGGCCGGGGCGGCUGCCAGUGGGGGCCUGGGCUGUGUUACAGGUUGCUCUGCUGGACAUCGAUAUCUGCGGGCCAUCCAUCCCUAAAAUGAUGGGUCUGGAAGGAGAACAGGUUCAUCAGAGCGGAUCUGGCUGGUCUCCAGUGUACGUUGAAGAAAACUUAGGUGUCAUGUCAGUGGGGUUCUUGCUCAGUAGUCCUGAUGAUGCUGUCAUUUGGAGAGGACCCAAAAAGAAUGGGUUGAUCAAACAAUUUCUUCGUGAUGUGGACUGGGGUGAAGUCGACUACCUGAUUGUAGAUACACCUCCAGGAACAUCAGAUGAACAUCUGUCUAUUGUGCAGUACCUCAGUGCAACGCACGUUGAUGGGGCUGUUAUAAUCACUACCCCUCAGGAAGUAGCGCUUCAGGAUGUUCGGAAGGAGAUCAACUUCUGCCAUAAAGUGAAACUGCCAAUCAUAGGUGUUGUGGAAAAUAUGAGUGGCUUUAUAUGUCCAAAGUGUAAGAAAGAGUCCCAGAUCUUUCCCCCGACUACUGGAGGUGCUGAGAAGAUGUGUCAGAAUUUAAAUGUUUCCCUCCUGGGUAAAGUGCCUCUAGAUCCUCAAAUAGGAAAAUGUUGUGACAAAGGCCAGUCUUUCUUGUCUGAAGCACCCGAGUCUCCAGCUACAUCAUCGUACAGGAACAUCAUUCAGAGAAUUCAGGAGUACUGUGAUCAACACCAUUUUCUAGAAGAAAAGAUUAUCUAAUCUGGGAAUGGAAUAAAAAUGUAGUUCAUGUUUAAUUAUAGACAAAUAACUUAUGCGUUGAUAUAAUAGAAGGAAUGUAUUCUUUUUGUAUAUUGCAAAUAAAUUCUUAAUAUAAA
Messenger RNA from Strigops habroptila (Kakapo), 1251 nucleotides. RefSeq names its product nucleotide binding protein 1 (gene NUBP1). Gene Ontology annotation, molecular function: ATP-dependent FeS chaperone activity; ATP binding; 4 iron, 4 sulfur cluster binding. Lineage: Eukaryota; Metazoa; Chordata; Aves; Psittaciformes; Psittacidae. Gene Ontology annotation, cellular component: cytosol. The coding region runs from base 113 to 1135 and encodes 340 amino acids. Gene Ontology annotation, biological process: iron-sulfur cluster assembly. The record is from RefSeq and is a predicted model, not a curated record. The transcript is spliced from 10 exons.